GCGCGCCUCUCACACUUCGCCGGGGGGCGCGCGCCCUGGAAAAUUCCGCACCCGAGCCAGCUCCACCCUAUGCGCCUUCUUGCAUUCCCCUGGCUCUUCACACUUAGUCUCUGUCCCAGCAGCCUUUGAGCGAACAAAAUGGCUGCCCCCAUGCCGCGGGGGUUGUGUUGCUUAUCCAGGGUUUUAGGAUGGUGGUUUCGACAGCCAGUCUUGGUGACUCAGUCCAUAGCUGUAGUUCCAGUUAGAACCAAAAAACGUUUCACACCUCCUACUUAUGAACCCAAAUACAAAUCAGAAAAGGAGUUUAUACAACAUGCCCGGAGAGCGGGAGUGGUCAUUCCUCCAGAGCGUUUGGAGCGUCCCAUACAUCUGGCCUGUACAGCCGGUAUCUUUGACGCCUAUGUUCCUCCAGAGGGUGAUGCUCGUAUGUCAUCUCUUUCAAAGGACGGACUGGCACAGAAAACUGAGCGAUUGAAGAAGAACGUGGCAUCACAAUUGUCAAUACGGAAGAUAAGGGAAUAUGAUGCUAAUUUUAAAAUAAAGGACUUCCCUGAAAAAGCUAAGGAUAUCUUCGUUGAAGCUCACCUUUGUCUAAACAACUCAGACCAUGACCGACUUCAUACCUUGGCAACUGAAUACUGUUUUCCGGACAUGGUCUGGGACCUCCAAUAUAAGACCGUCCGCUGGAGCUUCGUAGAAUCUUUAGAACCACCCCAAGUGGUUCAGGUUCGCUGUUCAAGUAUGCUGAACCAGGGCAACAUAUACGGCCAGAUCACCGUCCGCAUGCAUACCCGCCAGACUUUGGCCAUCUAUGACCGGUUUGGCAGAUUGAUGUAUGGACAAGAAGAUGUGCCCAAGGAUGUUCUAGAGUAUGUUGUCUUUGAAAAGCACCUGACAAACCCCUAUGGGAGCUGGAGAAUGCAUGGCAAGAUCAUCCCUUCAUGGGCACCCCCUAAACAGCCCAUCCUUAAGACGGUGAUGAUCCCUGGCCCCCAGCUGAAACCGUGGGAAGACUAUGAAGAGCUACAAGGCGAGGCCCAUAAGCCUCAGCUAGCCUGAUGGCCAGAGCGAUUCCUGGGGUGAAGUAUGGGUGCUGAGGUGGCUGGGAGCUGUGAAGUCGUCCUUCUCCACAUGCUGUAGAAAGAACUACCUUUGCUCUCUCCUCUCUUGCUUGGGUUGUUCAGCAGUCUCAUCCCCAAUAACCACAGUUGGUGGCUAGGCCCGGGUGGGUGGCUGCUAUGCACAGCCCUGGACCCACUUACUCUUUUUUAAGUUGUAUAUCUACCUUCUGGGUCUAGAUGAAAGACACUUUGUUUCAGAGAACACCUGACACCAAUCUUUCCCAAAGCAGGGACUGUCAGGAGCAAACUAGGAGAAUUUCCUUAUCACAGGGCAGGGGUCAGAGUUUGAAAUAAAAGUCUCCGUGUUUUGGAUCAGUUGUGGUGGGUUCUGUCCCUAUUCCCUGGUUCAGGUUAGAAGUUGAGCCAGCCUUCCAACGGCAGAAAUGGAAGACAGGCUUGAUUGUGAGUGGUGGGGCUCCCAGGAAAUCCAGACUUGGGGGGAAAAGUGUUUCUAAGAGGUGGUAUCAUUUAAGAGGGUCUUUUCUCAUACACUGACUCACUGAAUCAGCAUUUGUAUUUCAUAGAAGAAUGUAAAUACAAAGAAAUCAUUUAUCCCCCAGCCUUUGGAUUGUGUUCAUAAUUAUCUGCUCCAUCCAGGCAUGAUCCUAGGAAGCAUGGGGCCCAUGGAGAAGUUCAUCCAUUUACCUAAUCCAUCUGUAAGACUUGGAUCCCUGAUUUAGCAAUGGUGACUAUUCUUUUCAAGCCCAACACUGGGAGGGCAAAGGUACCAGAAUAUGGACCGUGUACAGUGAAACAGUCCAGCCCCUCUUGUUCCUUAGCUCCAGCUAGGCUGUCGGAAGGAGGAAGUGGAGCUUCACAGGCCCAGGUAAUAACAAGAGAAAUCACUCUACACCAGCAGCAAGCUUGGCUUUUAGUACUAUUGCUUUUGUCAGCCCAGUGUGGCCUUCCCUUAAAAAUAGGACCUUAAUUCUCAUACUUUCUAUUUUUCAAGCCUAGAAUUUCUUUUAAGGAGUCUGUAAGUCAGGUUAAGGAUUAAUCUGUUCUGACCUUGUGCUGAGAGAUGAGUCCAAAGAAACUGGAAUCAGGUUGAGACUAACCUCACUCCUUAGCCUCUCUAGAGCUAUGAGCCCAGCAAAGCAGCAAACAGUCCAGGCCUCACUGGGGAAAGCGGACAAGCUGCUGAGUGCUGACCGGAAACAAGCUGUGUAUGCUCGGGCAAGAGGCAGCACUGGUGGGUCAUCCAAAGCAGCCACUCUCAUCAUGCUACUUAGCUUCAGCCCCUUUGGCUUAAAAUGUACAUCAUUUUACAGCCCAAGUGAGGUUUGGUUAUAUCCUACUUGUGUGAGUGCCGGAUUAAGGCAAAAUGAGAUGAGAAGUGCUUUGACCAGGAUCCACAGCUAUAAAGAGUAAAGGCGGGUGAUGCAGGUUGGGCAGGGAAGCAGAGAAACAGAGCCCACUUACUGGACGAAUGAUACAUUGAUUUCUCUGAAUAUGUGAAAACAGUGCUUUAAAUAAGCUGUUUUCACUGCACUCCCCCCGAUCUGUCUCCUGGGUUUCCAGAUAAUCCUAAAUAGCAGCUAAGCAAUAGCUGCCGCCAGGGAGCCAGAGGAUAAGUGCAAUUUUCAUUUCCCCUUGGGACCAAAUCCAGCUGAGUGAAAGGCCCAGGCAUGAAGGAUUGACUAGAAGGACCAGGCAAGAGAUCCUCUGCAGUGCCAGCCGUGGAGCUGAGGUGCUGAAGGCUGCAGUGUUGUUACCUUGGACUUUAGAGCAGGCAUUGUUUUUCUUCCUAUUCAUGUUUAAAGACAUUGAAAAAAAU
This is a messenger RNA of Pteronotus mesoamericanus, 2898 nucleotides long. RefSeq names its product mitochondrial ribosomal protein L45 (gene MRPL45). Bases 139 to 1059 code for a protein of 306 amino acids. Gene Ontology annotation, cellular component: mitochondrion. Lineage: Eukaryota; Metazoa; Chordata; Mammalia; Chiroptera; Mormoopidae. The transcript has 8 exons. The record is from RefSeq and is a predicted model, not a curated record.